Molecule: messenger RNA, 1357 nt
Organism: Chara braunii
Lineage: Eukaryota; Viridiplantae; Streptophyta; Charophyceae; Charales; Characeae
Source: the annotation of a GenBank genome assembly
UCGACCGAUCACUCGCCACGUGUCGUAUCUACGGCCUCGCCCAUCCUUUCCAUCUCCACCGUCGUUUGUCUCCUCCUCCGCUGCAGAAGAGGAUGACGAUUGCUUAUCACUCACUUCUCCUUCUCUGUCUCGCUCUUCCUCAGACACUCCGUCCCCAUCACCAUCGCCAUGAGUUUUCUCACCGAACGAGUUCUCGGCGAGCACCUGCUGGCGCCACGUGACGACAUUUCGGCGAUCAGACAAGUCCAUCAUCCACGGCUCAGUCCGGAUUCUCUCUGGUUUGUACAGUUCUUCAACACCACGGGAGUAUACGCGCCGGCGGAGUUUCGUUUUGUGGCUCAUAACCAAGCAUUCGUAUUGGCCGAGGCAUCGGCGUAUCAGCAGCUUUCAAUACCGGGAGUCAGCCAUGUGUCCACCAUCGUUGUCUUCAGCGGAUAUAUCAGCACGGUGGAUCCGCUGCGGCAUACGGCCAUCCGGGUAUCGUUGAGGAAGUGGGGUGAGCAGCUGGCAGCGAAGUGGAACCAGUGGCUUGCGCGGCACAGCGACAAUCUCGUCGUCACCGACAGCAUCAACGUCGGCGGGCUUCGCACGUCCCGACGCAAGCCAGCGGUGUGGUCAGCCUGCCUGGAAGAUCUAACGGGAGGUGGCAGCUACCCAUCGCGCGUAGAGUACCUGAAACCCCGGGGGAUCAUCGACGUCCUCUUCUUUUCGCCCCGAACGGCGGUAGAGGAAAGAGUCGUGGCGGAGAAGGUGGAGGUGGAAGACGAAAGCGAGGAAGAAACCUUGAAGGAAGAAGGAAGCUACAGUGAGUACAGCGAGGAGGAACCCGAAGAAGAAGACGAAGAAGAAGAACAAGAGGGUCAGUUGGAGGAGGAGGAGGAAUCUGAGUGGGAGACGCUGGGUGAAGAGGCGGAUUGCGCAGAAGCUCCGGAGGAGGAUCCCGAGGCGGCAGCGCGAAGGAGAGAGGAGAUCGCGGUCGGGAAGCAGCCGCUGGAGUUCGCGAGUGGUGCGGAUCUGCCGAUCUCGAACGACCCGACCAAGGAUCCCGAGCCGCCCAAGAACGACGGUGGGGACCCUACUGCCGAGACUUCGAGUGCACCGGCAUGCAGGCGACGGAGCCGAUCCCGAUCCCGUCCCCCCAUCCCCCAAUUCGAGCACGUGUCGAUGCGGGCCAUCGGGCUUCGUUCCCGGUCGUUAUCCCACCGUCCCCUUGAAUUACCUCACCCUCCGCCAGAUUACCAUCCCGGUCUCUUUCCCCCAGAACCCCUUCCCUACUGACACCUUCCGCCACUUCUACGCUACCCGCCUCGCUGUCACGGUACAUCCGCACACCUUUACUUGGUGCGCCACCACUGUC